UACCUGACGGACCCUUUCCCAGGACGCCCCGCGCGAGCCUGUCGCGGUUGCCAAGGCAACGCGCUGGCGGUGGUAUGGCGCGGCCCGGCCUUCCCGCGUUCCUGCUGGCGCUCCUGGGCUGCUCGGCCUCGGUGAGCGCGCAGGCCGCGGCCACACCCGCGGAGACCACGGAAGGCCUCAACUCCACCGAGGCGGCCGCGGCCACUCCCGGACCCUCCCUGUCGCCGAGGACCCUCGGGUCCCCCCGGGCCCCGGAGCCCCCAUCCGGCCCCAGGCCCGUCCCAGUCACAGACGUUGCCUCUCUGUGUGUCUGUGACUUGUCCCCAGCACAGUGUGAUAUCAACUGCUGCUGUGAUCCUGACUGUAGCUCCACAGAUUUCAGUGUCUUCUCUACCUGUUCAGUUCCAGUUGUCACGAGUGAUAGCCAGUUUUGUAGUCACAAAGCAGCCAUCUACUCACUGAAUUUCACAGCAAACCCUCCACAGAGGGUGUUCAAACUUGUUGACCAGAUCAAUCCAUCCAUCUUCUGCAUUCAUAUUACGAACUAUAAACCUGCACUGUCCUUUAUUAAUCCAGAAGUGCCUGAUGAAAACACUUUUGACAGAUCCAUGAAGACAUCUAGUGGUUUCAUGUUGAAUACUGAAUCAGAUGUUUCUCUUAGAACCAGUCAGGAAGCUCUAGACACUGCGAAGUAUAAGUAUGGGGAUCCUAUACAGACUUCACACACAUCUUCACCUUCAUUUCUGUGGCUUCCUUCACCCCUCUCCACGUCUCUGUGCACCGACGGCAGUCCUGCAGGGUUUCUGGUGAAUAAGGCUGUUAAGUGCACCCGAAGAGUGCGUGUGGAGCAGUGUGGAGAAACCGAGGCCCUGAGCAUGGCUCAUUACAGCAGCCCUGUGAUUAUGGGGGUGCCUAAUUCAGCAACACAUGUGCCCAUCACCAUUCAGUCCAUCACCGUCCGUUCUCAGAACCACACGCUGAGUCGGCUGGAAGACACGGCAGUCCUGCGGCCGACUCUCCUCACCGGCCAGGAUGGACUCUGCAUUAACGUUGUUCUUGAGGUCAAGUACAGCCUCACGUACACAGAGGCCGGGAGCAUAUCAUCUGCAAGUGUUGCCUUCCUCCUGGGCUCUCUCAGCGGUGCAGUGGCCAAUGUGCAGCAGAAGUUUGAAAUUCACUUUCUCCAGCAACACACAAAGCCAGUUCCUGUGAGUGGAAACCCGGGCUACGUGCCAGGGCUCCCGCUGCUGGCUGGCUUUCGGCCUCACAGUGGAUAUCCUUUUUUGGGUCUGGUAAGAAAGACCCUCAAUAGACAUGGACAGCUCACCAUCCUCCACAGCGGGCCCGAGCAAGACUGCUUUGCAGGCUUGGGACCCCGGACCCCAGUGCUGUUUGGCUAUGACAUGCAGUCUGGCUGUCGACUAAGGCUGAGCACCGCUGUCCCGUGCGGGCUGGCUACGCAGAAGGUCGUGGCGCUGCUGAUGGGCCAGGCCUUCCCCGACUACAUGGCCUCCUUCGGAAACUCGCGGCCCCAGGACAUCCUGGAUUGGGUGCCUGUCCACUUCGUCACCCGCUCGUCCAGUGGGAAGGGUCCCUGCCAGCUCCCCGUGGCUCUGCUCCUGGAGGUGGAGUGGACCAAGUACGGUUCCCUGCUGAACCCCCAGGCCAGGAUCGUGAACGUCACCGCCAGCCUCCUCUUCUCCGGGCUUCCCGAGGUCCGCUCGGGGCGGGACGGCGCAGUGCUCGUGGCCAGCGCAGUGCGGUUCGUGGACGUGUCAGCGAGGGCCGAGGCCGGGCUCCGGGCGCCACCCGCCAUCCACGCACGGCUGCCCCCCGGCUUCUUCUUCCCUUUCGGGUGACGUAAGUGUGCGGGCUGGAUGAUCUUCAGGUCCAAGAUGAGCUGGGCCAACACCAGGAGGGCAUCCAGGAUAACCAGGCAGAUGAUGAACACCUGCAGGCCGCAAGGACAACAGCGGGCCCUCGGUUCAGGUGCAGGCCUCUGGACGCCUGGCAUGGGUGCCUACCACCACCCACCAGUGCCCAGAGUGCCCCUGCUCCCUGCUGGGCCUUUCUGCACUGUCUCCCAUACCAUCGCCCAAGGGCUACCUUCUCAAAGGACUUCUUAGUUGUAUAGUAUCUAGAGGACCCUAUAUUCUUCUCCUCACAUAUGGUGUAUACACACGCACAUCCAAGGGAAGCUGGG
Molecule: messenger RNA, 2203 nt
Organism: Perognathus longimembris pacificus (Pacific pocket mouse)
Lineage: Eukaryota; Metazoa; Chordata; Mammalia; Rodentia; Heteromyidae
Gene: Tctn1
Product: tectonic family member 1
Exons: 15
Coding region: 75-1859 (594 amino acids)
Biological process (GO): cilium assembly; protein localization to ciliary transition zone
Cellular component (GO): MKS complex
Source: RefSeq, a predicted model, not a curated record